GGCGGCGCCCGGCGGGUUGCCAUGACGCCGGCUGAUGCGGCCAUGAGGUGGCGGCUGCUACUGGUGCUGAGUGCAGUGGGGCUGGGGGCCACGGGCGUCCCACAGCCCCCCAACAUCCUGCUCCUGCUCAUGGACGACGCAUACCUUGGAGACAUUGCAGAUCUGGUUCCAGACCACUGCCAUAGAGCGAAUAUCGCAAUAAAACGAGUUGUGAUCUUUUUGCUGCUGGAGGAUCUUGUCUUCAGUUUGUAAAAACGCAACACCUGUGAAGCACAAUAAAGCGAAGUGCAAUGAAACGAGAUGGGGUGGGGCGACCUAGGAGUAUACGGAGAGCCUUCCAGAGAGACCCCGAAUUUGGACCGGAUGGCCGCCGAGGGCAUGCUUUUCCCGAACUUCUACACAGCCAACCCGCUGUGCUCACCAUCAAGGGCGGCCCUGCUCACUGGCCGUCUGCCCAUCCGCAAUGGCUUCUACACCACCAACGGGCAGGCCCGGAAUGCCUACACGCCCCAGGAGGUCGUGGGCGGCAUCCCAGACACCGAGCUCCUCCUGCCUGAGCUGCUGAAGGGGGCCGGCUACGUCAGCAAGAUCGUGGGCAAGUGGCAUCUGGGCCAUAGGCCUCAGUUCCACCCCCUGAAGCAUGGAUUUGAUGAGUGGUUUGGAUCCCCCAACUGUCACUUUGGACCUUAUGACAACAGGGCCAGGCCUAACAUCCCCGUGUACCGGGACUGGGAGAUGGUUGGCAGAUUUUACGAAGAAUUUCCGAUUAACCAGAAGACUGGAGAAGCCAACCUAACCCAGAUCUAUUUACAGGAAGCCCUGGAUUUCAUUAAGAGGCAGCAGGCAGCUCAGCGCCCCUUCUUUCUCUACUGGGCCAUCGACGCCACACAUGCACCUGUUUAUGCUUCUAAGCCUUUCUUGGGCACCAGUCAGCGAGGGCGGUAUGGGGACGCUGUCCGGGAGAUCGAUGACAGUGUGGGGAAAAUCCUGAGCCUUCUUCAGGACCUGAGGAUCACAGAGAACACGUUUGUUUUCUUCACCUCUGACAACGGUGCUGCCCUCAUUUCUGCUCCCAAACAAGGCGGUAGUAAUGGCCCCUUUCUGUGCGGGAAGCAGACCACAUUUGAAGGUGGAAUGAGGGAGCCUGCAAUCGUGUGGUGGCCCGGACGCAUCCCUGCAGGCCAGGUGAGCCACCAGCUGGGCAGCGUCAUGGACCUCUUCACCACCAGCCUGUCCCUCGCGGGCCUGGAGCCGCCCAGCGACAGGGUGAUUGAUGGCCUCAACCUCCUCCCUGCCAUGCUGCAGGGCAAGCUGAUGGACAGGCCCAUAUUCUAUUACCGUGGCAACACGCUGAUGGCGGUCACCCUGGGCCAGUACAAGGCCCACUUCUGGACCUGGACCAACUCAUGGGAGGAGUUCAGACAGGGCAUUGAUUUCUGCCCUGGGCAGAACAUCUCAGGAGUCACCACCCACACGCAGGAAGAGCACACGAAGCUGCCCCUGGUCUUCCAUCUGGGACGAGACCCAGGGGAGAGGUAUCCCCUCAGCUUUGCCAGCACCGAGUACCUGGACGUCCUUCGCAGGAUCACCCCAGUCGUUGAGCAGCACCAGGAGGCCUUGGUCCCUGGACAGCCCCAGCUCAACGUGUGCAACCAGGCGGUCAUGAACUGGGCACCCCCAGGCUGUGAAAAGUUGGGAAAGUGCCUGACGCCACCAGAAUCUGUCCCCAAGAAGUGCUCCUGGCCCCACUAGCACCUGCUUAGGGUCAGAACAGGCCCGGUGCCUCCCACUGGCCCUGCAAGUGCCUGGGGGGUAGGAAGGGUCUGGCCUCAGGGCUCCCACACUGGAGAAGCCCCAACUGCCCUCUGCCCUGCCCACCACCGGAGAGACGUCACCUGCAACCGUGGAGCGGAACCUGCAAGGCUACAGCACCUGGCCCUGGAGUCAUUCCUCAGCCCUCCUCCUGGCUGCCUGACCGUGACACCCCACAUCAGCUGCUGCCUUCAGGUCUCAGUACUCCUACCUGGCUCCCAUCCUCCCACUCAACUCCUGCCACCUCCCGGCUGGCCUUGUCCGGGGCCUGGCCUCCAUUCCCAGGUGCAGGGGGCGUGACUCACCACAGCUGCCCCCAGCUGCCCCUCCAGCACUUCUGCCCAGUGUCAAGGGAGGCUAUGCCAAUCCUGUGUUGAGCCCCUUGGUGCUGCACAGAGGGGGCACCCCAGCUCCACCUCCCUGCACCACCCCACAUGGAGGGGGAGGAGGCAAAGGGCUUCCCUAAUCCAGAUUCUCAACAGCUAACACAUCCCCCACCCAGUGGGGACAGCUGAUGCCGCUGCUUCCCUGAGGACAGGAGGGAACAGAGCACCCUCGAUUUUCCACCUUGCUUAGGGAUCUAGACCCCUACCCCCAGCACACUAUGAGGUGUGUCUGCUCCUCACACCCCCGCCCACCCUCCUCCCCACGGCACCUGGUGUGGCAAAGCAUGAGCAUAAGCCCUUUGGCCCACAUCACAAGAGCCCGAACAA
Rhinolophus ferrumequinum (greater horseshoe bat) is the source of this 2525-nucleotide messenger RNA. It is a transcript of the gene GALNS, whose product is annotated as galactosamine (N-acetyl)-6-sulfatase. Lineage: Eukaryota; Metazoa; Chordata; Mammalia; Chiroptera; Rhinolophidae. The transcript has 15 exons. Gene Ontology annotation, molecular function: arylsulfatase activity; N-acetylgalactosamine-6-sulfatase activity. Bases 301 to 1752 code for a protein of 483 amino acids. The record is from RefSeq and is a predicted model, not a curated record.